Molecule: messenger RNA, 1116 nt
Organism: Penicillium cinerascens
Lineage: Eukaryota; Fungi; Ascomycota; Eurotiomycetes; Eurotiales; Aspergillaceae
Product: casein kinase II subunit beta
Exons: 1
Coding region: 1-1116 (371 amino acids)
Cellular component (GO): cytoplasm; protein kinase CK2 complex
Molecular function (GO): protein kinase regulator activity
Source: RefSeq, a predicted model, not a curated record
AUGUCGUCGUCAGAGGGUGCACCGGAGUCAUGGAUCUCCUCAUUCUGCUCGUUGAUGGGCCAUGAGUUCUUUGCGGAGGUGUCGGAGGAUUUCAUCGAGGAUGACUUUAACCUGACUGGACUCCAGUCGCAGGUGCCAAGAUACAAAGAGGCGCUGGAGAUGAUUCUCGACGUCGAGCCUGAGGAUGACGAGGAGGAAGAAGAGGAAGAGGAAGAUGACGAUGACGAGAUCUUGGGUGAUGAGCGACCGGUCGAAUACCGAAGGGCGGGCGAGCGACGACACGCCCGCGUGGCCAGCGAUUUAAGCGAUAUCGAAAGCUCUGCAGAGUUGUUGUACGGCCUAAUCCACCAGCGAUACAUCACCUCGCGGCCCGGUAUCCAACAAAUGCUGGAGAAGUAUGAGAUGCAACAUUUCGGCGUUUGCCCGCGUGUCAACUGCAACGGAUGCAAGGUCCUCCCCGUAGGCCGAUCUGAUACCCCGGGCCAGGAAACCGUCAAGCUCUUCUGCCCCGGCUGCAUGGACAUCUACACCCCUCCCAACAGCCGCUUCCACUCUGUCGACGGAGCCUUCUUCGGCACCACCUUUGGUUGCCUGUUUUUCAUGACUUUCCCCGAUCUGGAUAUUGGACCUCGCCUGGACGCUUCGCUGGCGUCCGCCGUGUCACGCAAUGCCUCACAACCGAACCGGUCCCCACCCCCUCAAGUACCAUUCGAGUCGCCUACACCAGACGACCAGCCGCUGGAAAUUAACGGCGUGCGUACAUCUAAUUUCUGUCCGGGACUCGGACGCGGCAAGAUCUACGACUCCAAGAUCUACGGAUUUAAGGUAUCCGAAGCCUCGCGCGUCGGUCCCCGGAUGAGAUGGCUACGGAUGAAGCCCAGGGAUAUGUACGAGCUCGACGAAACGGACAUCCAUGAGAAAAUGGCCGCCCGCCAAGGGCCGGGAGAAUUUCAACCACCGGGUGACAAGGACGGUGACAUGGAAAUGAACCCCGAGCAAACUCAAGAGAUGGCCAUCGCAAACCGGAAGAAAGCACCUAUGCGCCGGCGGCGGCGAGAGGCGGGAGACCCGACACCGUCGGACCGCAUGAGUGUCCAAGGCGCUGAAAUCGGUUGA